This is a messenger RNA of Oppia nitens, 3011 nucleotides long. It is a transcript of the gene Drp1, whose product is annotated as dynamin-1-like protein. The transcript is spliced from 10 exons. The coding region runs from base 569 to 2863 and encodes 764 amino acids. Lineage: Eukaryota; Metazoa; Arthropoda; Arachnida; Sarcoptiformes; Oppiidae. Gene Ontology annotation, cellular component: microtubule; cytoplasm; mitochondrion. Gene Ontology annotation, biological process: mitochondrial fission. Gene Ontology annotation, molecular function: GTPase activity; microtubule binding; GTP binding. The record is from RefSeq and is a predicted model, not a curated record.
AUUAGUAUUAUUAUUGAUAACAACAAACAACUGCUUAAUAAAUAGUAAUACAAUAAACAACUAAACAAAACAAUCAAUUGAUUAUUGAACCGACAAUUAUGAUGACCGCCCGAUAUAGUAGCGACCAAUAGUGGACACCCGACACACAGACACACCCGCGAGUUGGACAACACAUUAAUUGGCCGGACCUAUAAAUAGCCGACUGUUUCACAGAGACACAGACAGACAGACAAACAGACAAGUGGUCAGUCGCGACGGUUACCACCAAUCAGUCACUCGGAUUAGUCACUGGACACCCGACACACACCCGCCAGUGGACGACACAUUAAUUGGCCGGACCUAUAAAUAGCCGACUGUUUCACAGAGACACAGACAGACAGACAAGUGGUCAGAGCGACGGUAUAACCAAACACUCGGCGCCAUAAAAUCAGUCUCCGGUUAGUCACCGAUAUAUCGGUCGGUCGGUCGGACAAUAGUAGCCCCGAAAAGACAUACAUAUAGUACCGAAAAAACUGUGUUCAUCCCCACCAAUCGGUUACCGCCAUUACCGCUAUUACCGCCGAUAACUAUGGAAGCGCUGAUACCGAUUGUCAACAAACUACAGGACGUAUUCAAUACCAUUGGUGCCGAUGCCAUACAAUUGCCGCAGAUUGUUGUUGUCGGUACUCAAUCGUCGGGCAAGUCAUCCGUAUUGGAAUCGAUUGUUGGCAAAGAUUUUCUGCCACGCGGUGCCGGUAUUGUUACCCGCAGGCCAUUGGUCUUACAGUUACARUAUGUGGCCAAAGAUGAUCGUAUAGUACGGGACGCUAACGAAGGUACACUAGAUAUGGACGAAUGGGCAAAAUUUUUGCACACAAAAAACAAAAUCUAUACCGACUUUGAUGUCGUCCGCCGGGAAAUCGAAUCGGAAACCGAACGAAUGGGCGGCAACAACAAAGGCAUUUGUCCGGAACCGAUAAAUUUGAAAAUCUAUUCGGAUAAAGUGGUCAACCUGACCCUGGUCGACUUGCCCGGUAUUACCCGAGUACCGGUUGGCGACCAGCCCGAAGAUAUUGAAGUCCAAAUACGUAAUCUGAUUGUCAAAUAUAUAUCGAACCCSAAYUCGAUUAUAYUGGCCGUUACGCCGGCCAACACUGAUUUUUCUACAUCCGAAUCGCUUAAACUGGCCAAAGAUGUCGAUCCCGACGGUCGCCGAACAUUGGCCGUCAUAACCAAAUUGGAUCUGAUGGACGCCGGCACCGAUGCCGUAGACGUACUCUGUGGCCGUAUAAUACCCGUCAAACUGGGUAUUAUCGGUGUUGUCAAUCGAUCGCAACAGGAUAUCAUUAACAAGAAAUCCAUUGACGACGCCCUCAAAGACGAACUUCUCUAUUUGCAGCGCAAGUAUCCAUCGUUGGCCACCCGUAACGGUUCGCCAUAUUUGGCCAAAACAUUGAAUCGGCUACUGAUGCAUCACAUCCGAGACUGUCUACCGGAGCUCAAGACACGGGUCAAUGUCAUGAUAUCGCAGUUUCAGUCACUACUCAACUCGUACGGCGUGGCAGUCGAUGAUCAGGACGACCCAAAGGGGGCGGCGGGACAAACAUUGUUGCAAAUCAUAACAAAGUUUGCCUCAUCCUAUUGUCAGACGAUUGAGGGAACGGCACGUAAUAUUGAGACCACUGAGCUGUGCGGCGGCGCCCGUAUAUGCUAUAUAUUUCACGAAACAUUUGGCCGAACCCUAGACUCCAUACAUCCAUUAGGCGGACUGACAACACUCGAUAUAYUGACGGCCAUCAGGAAUGCCACUGGUCCCCGACCGGCACUGUUUGUACCCGAAGUAUCGUUCGAGCUGUUAGUCAAACGUCAGAUCCGGCGACUGGAGGAACCGUCACUCAGAUGUGUCGAACUGGUACACGAAGAGAUGCAACGAAUCAUACAGCACUGCGGCAUUGAAGUACAGCAAGAAAUGCUGCGUUUUCCGAAACUACACGAACGUAUUAUGGAUGUCGUCACCCAAUUGUUGCGCCGACGGCUGCCGCCAACCAAUUCGAUGGUCGAAAAUAUGGUACACAUCGAACUGGCCUACAUUAACACCAAACAUCCCGAUUUUCAUGACGCCCAACUAGUUGGCCAACUAAUCAAAAACUCUGAGGAACAACGUCGGCCAGCGGUUGCCCGACUCCGGGAUACGUCACCGUCGCCCGACUCGGCCGGCAGCGGUGGUAUUGUUGACCAAAGACAACAACAACGUUUACAUCAACAGCAGCAACAAUACCAACAGCAAACAGUGGCCACUAAUGCCAGCAGCGGUUCGGGUGAUAAUAGACAACAGACUACUAGUAGUAGCGGUUUUUUCGGGUUUAUGUCUAAAGACCAGUCAAACCAUAACAAGACCACAGUAGCCAAUAGUACUGCUUCCGCGUCCGCCGCCGCCGCCGUCACCAAUGGUGACCAGGAUAGCGGUAUCGAUGAACUUAGCGACCAAUUUCGCGAGAUUCAUCCCAUACGGGUACAGUCACCGAUGAAACCGGUCAACUUGUUGCCCGAAGUUCCGACCAAUACAACCACUCGUAAACUGUCGGCACGCGAACAACGGGACUGCGAGGUCAUCGAACGACUGAUUAAAUCCUAUUUUCUGAUUGUCCGCAAAAAUAUUCAGGACUCUGUACCGAAAGCUAUUAUGCAUUUUCUGGUCAACUAUAUUAAAGAUAAUCUCCAGUCGGAACUGGUAUCCCAUCUCUACAAACACGAACAGUUUGCCAAUCUAUUGUCCGAAUCGGAACAUAUAGCUAUCAGGCGCCGGGAGGCCAGCGAAAUGCUAAAGGCACUGCAAAAGGCUAACCAAAUAAUCGGCGAAAUACGUGAAACACACAUCUGGUAGUACACAUCAUCGGGUAGUUGUGCACCGGGAGGUGUGUGUAUUGAAUGCAUGUCGAAGCCUAUUACAUGACGAUCGAUCCCCCCAUUAGUUAUUAUUAUUAUAUUAUAAUUUUUUUUCUAAUUAUUACUAUUAUUAUUAUACCUAUUAU